UAUGUACAUAUUGAGUUUUGUCGCCCAAUGGCAAUACUCAUGUUCUAUACAAUAUAAACUUACUCUUAAGAUUUAAAUGGGCUUUUUUGAAAAGCAACAAAAAGAGUGAGAGACUAGACAUAGUGGUUAAAUAGGAGACAAAGAAUUGAAGACCCAAUUGGAGAAACACAAAAUCCACCUUGGAGCCCAGCCCAUUACUUAGAGGCCCAAACCUUGGAUCACGUGAGAGUGUUCCUCUGGUAUGACUCUCUGCAACUGUUUCAAACAGAAACAGGGACACGGCAAUGGAAGAAGAAGAAGAAGCAGCAGCAGAAAUCUUACAACUUCACGAGCUUCACCAUUCCGACCUCAUUCUCUUAUCUUCUUCAAAUCCAACUUCAACUAAUGCUUCUUCUUCUUCUUCAUUCGAUGAGGACCUUCUUCGCAAAACGAGCUCAGUAAUGGAAGCCCUAGGGCCCAUGGGCCCAGGCCUGUUGGCCGUUACGGGCGUCCCCAACGCCUCCGAGCUCCGCUCCGAACUUCUCCGUCUUGCUCCCAAGCUCGCCCUUCUCCACCGCGACACACGUAAACGUGUUCUCAAGGAACACAACUUGGGCAGUGAUGUUCCUUUGAGAAAUCCAGAUAGGAGUGUGUCCUCCUUUGCUAUGAAUCUCAAAUAUGCCAAAGCUCCGGAAGCAUUGACCACAACUGAUCAAUUACAUUCCGAAGCGUAUCCUCAUGAUGUCGAGGAAGCAUCCGCAGAAUGUAAUGAUAUGGAGUUUAAGAAUCUAAGGAGUACUUUCAAAGAGUUAGGGCUUUGCAUGAUGGAGGUGGGACUUUGCCUUGCUCGAAUAUGUGACAAGGCUAUCGGGAGCAACGAGUUGGAGCAGAGCCUCUUGGAAUCCUGUGCAGCGAAGGGGCGGCUUAUACAUUACCAUUCGCGUUUGGACAGCUUCCUCCUGAAAGGAGUUGAGAAGACCGGCGCGGCAGGUAAAAGAAAAGCUAAAAAUAACAAGAGGGACCAGGGUAGCUGCGUUAUGAAUGUGCAGAAAUCAUUACAAGGAUCAUCAGAGUCGAAUUCAAUUGCUCGUGAUGAUCAUAAUUCAUGUGGAAUUCAUUCAAAUUUGUGGCAGCAGUGGCAUUAUGAUUAUGGUAUAUUCACUGUUCUAACAGCUCCUUUCUUUCUUUGGUCAUCAUAUUCGGAUCCAGCCAAAACAGAACAUGUAUUUGCUAAUUCAUGUUUUGAUGAAUGUCCAUCGCCAACCGGGCAUAGCUGCUUGCAAAUUUAUGAUCCAAAUAAGAAGAGGAUCUUCAUGGUGAAGGCCCCUCCUGACAGUUUCAUUAUUCAGGUCGGGGAAUCUGCUGAUAUAAUCUCUAAGGGGAAGCUUCGCGCAACCUUGCAUGCCGUUCAUAGGCCUGUGAAGUUUAACAAUUUGAGCAGGGAAACUUUUGUUGUGUUUCUGCAGCCUGCAUGGACCAAAACAUUAUCUACUGCAGAUUAUUCUCAUGCAAAGUUGAUGAAGGAAUAUAAUGAUGAUGAUGAUGAUGAUGAUGAACAGGUUGGGGAGGAUAGAUAUAAACAACUGAGCUACGAAUUUAAGAAAAUCGUCCCCCCACUUUCAUCGAGGUUGAAGGAUGGGAUGACUUUUGCUGAGUUCUCGCGCGAGACAACAAAGCAGUAUUAUGGUGGUAGUGGCUUGCAAUCAAACAAAUGAUGGUUUCUGGUUUUCAUCAAUGCAUACCAUCUGAAAAAAGUUGAUAGAUUUUGGGGAAGUUAACAUUUUAUUCUUCAUGAAUUUCAGUAAUUUUUUCAAAAGAAUUUUCACAAAUUUGCAGAGAGUUAAACAAUAGAGGACUGAAUAUCAUUUAAGAGAAUGGCGAUGAAAUUGGGGAGUUGCAUAGGUUAACACAUAUAAAACUAUAUUUCUGUUAAUUUUUGUAUGGAUCUCUAGAAGAAUAAUUGCUUCUUUUACAGAAAUCAGCAUAAGAAUGACCUUAUCCUGCAAGUAAAUUAAUGGUUUAUUUUCUUGAA
Molecule: messenger RNA, 2011 nt
Organism: Arachis ipaensis
Lineage: Eukaryota; Viridiplantae; Streptophyta; Magnoliopsida; Fabales; Fabaceae
Product: 2-oxoglutarate (2OG) and Fe(II)-dependent oxygenase superfamily protein
Source: RefSeq, a predicted model, not a curated record